AUGAGAGAAGUAUUCGAGGAGAAUCGCAGAUUUUGGUUUAAAAGUCAUGGUGUUUGGAAACGUGUUUAUGACUUAGUUGAGAAAGAAGCAACUCGAACUUCAUUGGACGCGAAUGACUUGGUUGAAAAUAUUUGGUACUGUGCG
Dentiscutata erythropus is the source of this 144-nucleotide messenger RNA. The record is from the annotation of a GenBank genome assembly. Lineage: Eukaryota; Fungi; Glomeromycota; Glomeromycetes; Diversisporales; Gigasporaceae.